UGAGGAAAGUUCCUCUUUCUCUACAACUCUCCUUGACUUCUCUAGGGCCGGGUACGGUUCUGAGGAAAGGAUGCACUUAGCUGACGCUCCCUUAACGCACGCUCAACGCCCUCCACGUCGCAACUCUCGGCACUGAGGACUACAAGUCCCAGGAUGCAACCAAAAGAUUGUGGUAUGGAAAGUUACCUAGGAGAGGAUGCUCGGCAAGAGAAAGUCGCGCCUUCCUCCCCAAGUGAGUAAAGGGUGCCUGCGCGGGGGCGGGGCCAGCGGCUAGAGGUCAGAGGUCAGAGUGCCGUUGUGGCGGGAACUGGGGCGAUGUUGACUGAGGCGUGGAUCUCCCGCGGACGAAGAGUCGAGAAGGGGAGGAAUGUGAAGUGAGGCUGGAAAGAGACGGAAGGGUCCAAGAAGAAGCCGAGAGGGCCAGUGUGGUGACAGGGCUUGCAUGCAUCCUGAGAGAAGGGGUUGGUGGCUGCCCCUUCUGUGAUGUUUCUGUGCUUCCACAUGGCUCCUGUGAAGAUCAGCCACGUGGUAUCGUUCUCCUCCCAGGACUCCAGGUACCCUGUGGAAAACCUGCUGGACCCAAAUGAACCAUUGAGGCCUUGGCUCAGCUCCCCUCGGGACCACAGUGGGCAGCUCAAGGUGGAGCUGCAACUAGAACGGGCUGUGCCCAUCAGUUACAUUGACAUAGGGAACUGUGGCUGCGCCUUUUUGCAGGUGGAUGUGGGACGUUCCUCCUGGCCCCCAGGAAGGCCUUUUCUGACCUUGCUUCCAAUGGCCACAUUGAUGUCACCAGCUGACUCCAAACUGGGAAAGAACCGUUCAGGGGUCCGCAUGUUUAAAGAUGGGGAUUUUAUGGCCCCAACAGCAAGUGAGAGCUGGGACCGGCUUCGAGUGACUUGUAGCCAGCCCUUCAACCGCUGGCAGCCCUUUGGUCUCAUGUUCCUUCGAGUGCGUUCUCUGCAGGAGCCCAGAGAAAACCCUGAGAGCUCUCAAGCAUGUGACCAGAGCCAGUCUCCCUUAUUAAAGGUGGAGCCCUCUGUACAAGAACUUCAAGCCAGUCCUUGGCUUGCCAGCCCUGCCAUCCGGAGAACGUUCUUCCCAGAUCCACAGCCGAGCCUGGGGCAGGUGACUGAACUCAGGAGCCGCCUACAGCAGCUGCAGCCUGGGGCUUUAGGACGCUCGGCCCACAUGGUGCUUUCUGCUGCCUGCCGGGCCCUUCCAUCUACCUCGAAGAGCCUUGGGUGCCCCCAAGGGGAACCAUCCCCCAACCACACAGCCAACUCAGAUGUCCCUGAGGCCAAGGAGCCAGGGUCCCAGGAGCAGAACUCGGAGAAUGAGUCAAGUAGGACAAAGAGACAGAAGCUACAAAACCCAGGAAGAAGACCUCCAGCCACCCCACGUCCACGGCAGUGCAGGAAGGUGAUGCCCAGACGACAGCUCCCCCAGCCACAGACGAGUAGUGACCAUGGUCAAGAGAGUGGACAGUGCCCCAUUUGUGCAGGAUCCUUCAGCUUUGAGGUCCUUCCCCUCCAUGCUGCAACCUGUGGAGAGAACUCCCCACCUCACCCAGUGUCACCCUCCUCCUCUUCAUCCUCUUCAUUAUCCCCACCUCGGACUCCAUCCUCACUGAACUCUGAGUCCCCUCGGGAGAACACACCCCCCCCUGCCUGGGUACAAUGCCCCAUCUGCCAGGGCCAGUUCCCAGCAAGGGAGGUGGCAUGGCACGCCAGCAGGUGUGGGGAGCCCCCUGAGAACCCCUGGAUGGGCCUGGACUAGACCUUUAUGCCCCACGUGCUCUUGACUUCCUGCACACAGCCAUCUUGCUAGAUUCUAGGAAUAUGGAAGUACAAGCUACAAGAAAAGGCCAGAGGAAACAUGAAGCCCUUGAGGCCAGGAAUCUCAGCUCUCUCCCCACCCCCACCUUGAUUUCCCAUAAGGUUGUGGAAGAGCCUGAAAUAGCAGAACUCAGGCCUGUGGGAUUGCUGAUAACACUGGGCUGAGCUUCAUUACUAUUCCAGGUUGCCAUGACAGCUGUUGCCAGGGCACUUAGCUCCUUGCCAACCAUCCUGCCCUUCUCCCAGGGAAGUCAAUUUAUAGUAAUGGAUAAACAGACACGGGCUAUGGUGUUCUGCCUGGUGCCCCUCACCCUGGGGACAGAAAAGGACCUCAGCCUUGUUCCAGAUAUAUUCAAAUAGAAACUGAGGAACCAAGGAGUGAUCAUGCGAUCCAGCAGAAUCUGUCCUGGGAUGUUAACCCUAUGUUCCCCAUGCCAAGAGGGAGGAGGCAAACAGUGAAGAUGCUUCUUAUGUAAAAACAUCACAUUUAACUCCAAGUCUUCUGGUGAGCUGAAAGUCAGAUGAUCUGAGAUGUCAAUUACUGGUCUGACUGUGUGACACUGAGUAAGUCAUGAAACCUCUCAGGUCUCAGUUUACUCAUUUAUAACUAAGGGAUUAUUAUUUUCACACCACAGUACUUGAGGGUUUUCGCAGGUACCCUGCAAAUUUUGCUGUAAUUUAAAAACUGACUUGUAAGCAAUGAGACAGUAAUCUCCAUGAAGUAUUGGAGGAAGGCUUCUUACCACCAAAGGCUUAACAGGACCAGUGGCUGAAGGGGAUGAUGGGCCCAAAAGAACUGUGAGGAGUUGAGAGCCCACAAGAAGGAGAAGGAUCAAGGGCUGAAGCAGUCGGGAGGGGCUCAGAUGGAGGGUCAGGGCUGCUCCCCAAAGAAAGGUCCCUCUCCUCCCCCAGUCCCCUACUGAGAGAAGGCCACCUGGAGCAUCAAGCAGCACUGAUGUUUCCAGGAAGGCCUGCAGGAGGAAGUCCCAUUCUUGGAGGAAUGGCUUCAUGCUGAAGCAAGCACAGAAGAGAGUGAGCAAGACAGAGAGAAGUCUGGGAGGCAUACCAUAUGGAGACUGGUUAAAGGCAGAAUUAGGACCAAUGAUGGGGAGGUGCAAAGAAACAAUUCAGUUUAAUAAAAAGGAAAACAUCUUGAAAACGGCCUUAUCUUCCAGAAAUGAAAUGGACCAUUCUGGAAGGCAUUGCAUUCCCCAUUACUGGAGAUCUUCCCAUAGAAAUUAAUGACCGUUUGUUGAGGAUUCUGUAGAAUGGGUUCUCGUUUGGGUACAAGUUGGACUAAAUAACCCCUGAGGGGCCUUUCAGUUCUGAAAUUCUGUGAUUCUAAGCCAGGAAGGGUAUACAAGGUGUGCCCAGAGGACCCAGCGAAGCUUCCUCCCACUCUGCUAUUCUUCCACAGUUGGUGUGACAGGGCCUGACUCCCACUCCACUCCAAACAUGCUCUAAUGCGUGUGUUUGCUCUCCAGGUCCCUGAGGGGCAAGGCAGGGGCAGAGGAUGGGGAGCAGCUGGUCCUGGCAGGGGCAGGGCCCAGCACAGGGCGGGGUCUGGGUACAUAAGAAAGAGUUGGGUAUCCCAACAGGAGCAAACAGAACAGGAAGACCAGGAGGGCAUAGCCAUGGAUUCACUCACGGUAAGGAGGUUCACCACUGCCCCCCUCUGCCUUCACUGAAGGUUUCCCUAAAUCUUGGAAUGGCACCUGCUCUUCUAGAAAGAGCCUGAGUUCAGCUAUUUUAGACCAGUACUGAGAAUUUUUUGGUUGGGGAGUUUAGAGACCCCUUCAUCUUUUCAAUAUAGGGGUUGGGGGCAAUAAGAGAACGCAAAGGCAAGAGGGGACCUAGGCCCAGGAAGUGUCGGGGUCCAGUCUACGGGAAGAUAUUAGAGGAAUUGGAAAAAGCCUCAAAGGAGCAGUCUCCAGAAAGAAGCUCUGGGCAACUGUGUACCUGUUUACUGCUGCUUCAGGGAGGGGGCCCUGGACAGGAGGGCUCCAGGGAUUCAUUGCGAGUUGGGAGAGGGGGGAGAGCAGCUGGCAAGAAACAACAAGGGGGAGCAGGGACUAGGGUCUCUAUUAUUUCAACCUAUAAAGUUGCUUAUACCUAGAUCAGGGUUAGGUGCAGACAUCAUGCUUAGCCUAGGCUUAUCCAGGGGCCAGUGGCAGGAUUAAUUUUAGUGAUGAAAGGGACCUUGGAGAUAGAUCCUUGGAAGCCAGGAGUCUUGGCUCCCAGCCCAUCAUAUCAAAUAGUCAUCAAGGGAAGGAAUAGGUGGGCAUUCCUGCCCAUCCUUGUUCAUUGAACCCCUCUAAAAUUUAGCCUAUCUUCUUUCUGCCCCUGAGGCCCUAAACUAGUUUUGGUUGAGUGAGAUACAAAGAUGGAUAGAGCUGGGCAUGGUAGUACAUACCUGUAAUCCGUCUUACAAAGGAGCCUGAGGCUGGUGGAUCAGAAUUCUUGAGGAUUCUGAGUUGCAAUGGGCUAUGCUGAUUGUAUGUGUCUGCUCUGAUAAGUUUGGUGUUAAUGUAGUGAGCCCGGGGUGGGAUGGAGGGGUAACAAGGUUGCCUAAGGGGAGGGGAAUAGGCUUAAGUGAGAAAUAGCAGAUCAAAACUGUGUAGAUCAGAGGCCUGUGUAUGGCCCCUGCACUUCCAGCCUGGAUGAGAUAAGGAGAUCUGGUCUUAAAUAAAUUUUUUUAAACCACCAAAGGUUCCUAGAGAGAUCUGAGCCCUGACUGACCUCAGACCCUUUAUAAAAUAAAACAAAAGUUAAGAGAUCUUA
Messenger RNA from Dromiciops gliroides (monito del monte), 4616 nucleotides. RefSeq names its product XRCC1 N-terminal domain containing 1, N-terminal like (gene XNDC1N). The record is from RefSeq and is a predicted model, not a curated record. Gene Ontology annotation, molecular function: damaged DNA binding. The transcript has 10 exons. Gene Ontology annotation, cellular component: nucleus. NCBI's taxonomy places the organism in Eukaryota, Metazoa, Chordata, Mammalia, Microbiotheria, Microbiotheriidae. Gene Ontology annotation, biological process: base-excision repair; single strand break repair. The coding region runs from base 484 to 1776 and encodes 430 amino acids.